CAGUAAGUUCGGCCCCCGACCUGCCCCUCCCUCCUCCUGCUCCGGCCCCUCCUGCUCCUGCUCCUCCUCCUGUUCCUGCUCCUCCUCCUCCGGGAGACCAGCCUGCAGGUAGCUCCAGGCGCUCGGAGUCCUCACACAGACAGCGCCCACUCCCGGGGGUUGCCCUCUCGGGGCGGUGCGUCGGCCCUGGUGUUUCUGCUUCGUCGAGUGGGCCAGGCGGUGAAAUGGAGAGAGCGCCGUGGACAUCAAGCCGGGUUCCCAGCCCCGAUCCGAAGCCCUGAUCCCUGGAGCCUCUGCCGGCUGCGGCUCGGGAGCCAGACCCGCUGCUCUGCGCGCGCUCAGGACGCAGACUCCGCUGGUUGGGAUUAAUGCCAUGCCGAGCAGGAUGGGGUCCAAGACAAAUGUGGGUCGGGAGAUCGUUCGCAUUAAGGCACACUACAACGGGGACAUGCUGAUAACCAACCUGGAUGCAUCUAUGACCUAUGACGAACUUUGUGACGAAGUGAGAGAAAUGUGUAGUUUACACCAGCAACAGCCGAUCACCCUUAAAUGGAUCGAUGAUGAAGGUGAUCCGUGCACCAUAUCUUCUCCGAUGGAACUGGAAGAAGCUUUUCGCCUGUACUGUCAACACAGAGAUGAAGGACUCAUCAUUCACGUUUUUCCGAGCAUCCCAGAGAAGCCAGGAAUGCCCUGCCCGGGAGAAGACAAAUCAAUCUACCGCCGAGGGGCCAGAAGAUGGAGGAAGCUCUACCGAGUGAAUGGGCAUCUGUUUCAAGCCAAACGUUUUAACAGAAGAGCGUACUGUGGCCAGUGCAGUGAAAGGAUAUGGGGUCUCGGAAGGCAAGGCUACAAGUGUAUCAACUGCAAAUUGCUGGUCCAUAAACGUUGUCAUAUACUUGUACCACUGACCUGCAAAAGGCAUAUGGAUUCGGUGAUGCCUUCCCAAGAACCUCAAAUAGAUGAUAAAAACGAUGAAGUCGAUCUUCCCUCUGAAGAAACUGAUGGACUUGCUUAUAUUCCUUCAACCCGGAAACAUGACAGCCUUAAAGAUGAUUCUGAGGACAUUAAGCCAGUUAUUGAUGGAAUGGAUGGAAUUAAAAUAUCUCAGGGGCUUGGGCUGCAGGACUUCGAUUUAAUCAGAGUUAUUGGACGGGGAAGUUAUGCCAAAGUUCUCUUAGUGCGGUUGAAAAAGAACGACCAGAUUUAUGCCAUGAAGGUAGUCAAAAAGGAGUUGGUCCAUGAUGAUGAAGACAUCGACUGGGUGCAGACAGAGAAGCAUGUGUUUGAACAGGCCUCCAGCAAUCCAUUCCUUGUGGGCCUGCACUCCUGCUUCCAGACGUCGAGUCGGUUAUUCCUUGUCAUCGAGUACGUGAAUGGAGGGGAUCUCAUGUUUCAUAUGCAAAGGCAAAGAAAGCUUCCGGAGGAGCACGCCAGGUUUUAUGCUGCUGAAAUAUGUAUUGCUCUAAAUUUCCUCCACGAACGGGGAAUUAUCUACAGGGACUUAAAACUAGAUAAUGUCCUCUUAGAUGCUGAAGGUCACAUCAAAUUAACAGACUAUGGCAUGUGCAAGGAAGGAUUGGGUCCCGGUGAUACAACAAGCACUUUCUGUGGGACGCCGAAUUACAUUGCCCCAGAAAUCCUAAGGGGAGAAGAGUACGGGUUCAGUGUGGACUGGUGGGCCCUUGGCGUCCUGAUGUUUGAGAUGAUGGCGGGAAGAUCGCCAUUUGAUAUCAUCACAGACAAUCCGGACAUGAACACUGAAGAUUACCUCUUCCAAGUUAUCCUUGAGAAGCCUAUUCGAAUCCCCAGAUUUCUCUCUGUCAAAGCCUCCCACGUCUUGAAAGGAUUUUUAAAUAAGGAUCCCAAAGAGAGGCUUGGUUGCCAGCCACAAACGGGAUUUUCAGAUAUCAAGUCUCACACGUUCUUCCGCAGCAUAGACUGGGAUCUGCUGGAGAAGAAGCAAGCCCUCCCUCCUUUUCAGCCUCAGAUAACCGAUGAUUAUGGUCUGGAUAACUUUGAUACGCAGUUCACCAGCGAACCUGUGCAGCUAACCCCAGAUGACGAGGAUGUAGUAAAAAGAAUAGACCAGUCAGAAUUUGAAGGAUUUGAAUACAUCAACCCCUUGUUGCUUUCUACAGAAGAGUCAGUAUGAAGAAAUGGCAUCUCCAUUGUGGACAAAUAAUGUGAAUGAACUUUUACAUUUAUCCCUAACUACAGUAUAUGCAUGCAAGGCUGGGGAACUGUAAGGUUUUGAGUGGAGACCAAUGAUUUUUUUUAAAAAUUGCUGCUGAAAAUCAAAGAAGAGAAUAGAUUUUGGUGGGUGUCUUCCUCUAAGUGAUCCUGGUUUUGGAAUCUGGGGCACUGAUGCGACUGGCUUCUUUUCUGAGGGAAUGUGCACACGUGCCUGCUUCGUGGAAGAAUCUCAUGUUCGUUACGUCCUCGGGAAAUGAAUGUUCCAACGACUUUGAAGAUGCACACUUUCUACAAAACAAAACUUGAUGCAAUGGCCGACAAAUUCAAGAAAAUUAAAGUGUAAUAUCCUGAAGAAUAAAAUGUUACAGUGGUGUUGAACCUCA
Molecule: messenger RNA, 2576 nt
Organism: Phascolarctos cinereus (koala)
Lineage: Eukaryota; Metazoa; Chordata; Mammalia; Diprotodontia; Phascolarctidae
Gene: PRKCZ
Product: protein kinase C zeta
Biological process (GO): protein phosphorylation
Molecular function (GO): protein serine/threonine kinase activity; ATP binding; protein binding
Source: RefSeq, a predicted model, not a curated record